AUGUCAAUCUAUUUCUCUGUGUUGUUCAUACUUCUUGUGGCCCAAAUGGCUUUCAUGUUCAUGAUAGUUAUGCCCUUGCAUUAUCAGAUAAGGAAAAGAUUAGUGGUUUUCUCUGAUAAUUUUUUAUCAGGUCCUCAAUUUAGAACUGUGGUGGCUAUAUUAAGUUGUUUAGUGAUGCUACUGUUCAUUGACUCAUGGAAACGUGCACAGCUCCCAGUGUUCUCUCACGCAGAGAAACCACAAGAUGUGGCUAGUUCGUUGAAGACAUUGACUACAAGGGCUUACAAUCAAAGAAACGUAUACAUUUCGGGGUUCAUUCUAUACUUUACUAUUUGUAUUCCUGUCUUAUUGAACUUAUUAACCCGUUUGGUAAAAUACGAGACUCUAAUUAGGGAACUGAACUCUGUACCUGCAGUUGAAAACAAGCAAGAUGAGAAGGAUAAGAACAAAGCCAAGGAGAAAGAAGUCGCAUCUCCCCAAUUAACCGCACUACAAAAGGAGUUGGAAUCAAAGAAAGUAUCUUUGAAGGCGUUAAAGAUUCAAAUAAACAAUCUAAACGAACACUUCGAUGCCACUAUUAAGGAUAAGGAUCCUCAGCCAGCCUCAGAGAAGAAAAACGAUUGA
Messenger RNA from Kluyveromyces lactis, 624 nucleotides. RefSeq names its product Yet2p (gene YET2). Gene Ontology annotation, biological process: endoplasmic reticulum to Golgi vesicle-mediated transport; intracellular protein transport. The transcript has a single exon. Gene Ontology annotation, cellular component: endoplasmic reticulum membrane; endoplasmic reticulum. The record is from RefSeq and is a predicted model, not a curated record. Lineage: Eukaryota; Fungi; Ascomycota; Saccharomycetes; Saccharomycetales; Saccharomycetaceae. Bases 1 to 624 code for a protein of 207 amino acids.